AAAUUAGACACAGCCUACGUCUAUGGUCCAGUUUAUUACAAAGAAGCUAAUGGUCAAGUCAAGGUGGCUGAAAUGCAACGGAAGUUCCGCCUUCGUGAAGCCCGUUGGCUCUUCUAUCCAAUCAUAAUAGUCGGAAAGUGUCUCCUCCCGAGCCAAUGAGACGAGACUAGGAAGUAAUCGCGCGACAAGGAAGGAAAACACGCCUUUAUUUUUCUUUAAACAUUCGUGUCAACAUAUUAUUAAGCAGUCUGCUUUAACAUCUCAGUGCUUGAAUCAUCACGGUUGUAUGUCUUUAAAAAUAUAGACGGUCCAUCUCAACGUUGAAAAGUUAAACAUUGCCUUCAACACGGGCAAAGUUCAUGCGCUAUGCUGCUCGUAUCAUGGAGGUAAAAGACGUGGAGAGGUGUUGCUGUGUUGUAAUUUUAACGGAAGCUUUUCCCACCAAAGCACCCGUAAGCUUUAGUGGAAUUCUCGUUCAUCCAGGAGCUGUAAUAUGCACCGGCCUCCCGUUUUUUCGUUUCAUUACCGACGAAAAACCCUCGCAUGUAAAACACCGAUUUCUGUUACGUCACGACUUCCGGGAAAAACUUCAAAUCAGCCUUACGUUUCCGUGGCGGCGUCCGUUGGAGGCUAAUCCAUGCAGACUGAACCAAGCGUGUACACCUACCAGAAGCACAACACGGCAGUACGAAGCAGAGUUGCAAAUGCUGGUCAACUGCUUGGAGUUCAAACAGGCUUUCCAGGCGAUUUUUCAGGAGGCUGACAGGUGGCGUUUCCAUAGCGACGAGGAUGAUGAGCUGACCCGAGAUGCUGACUACCUCAGCUGGUUUGCGAUACUCAAGACAGGCGAGCACCUAAAUCCAGGUGCCACCUCCUGGGAGAAGAGCUCGUGCCUUCAGAAGGGCUCACCAGUCCUGGCAUGUGGGUCGCCUUUUGGUUCUCUGUGCGUGGACCUCUUCAUCAGCACCAUCAGCAGAGGCAUCAUCAGCAACCUCGCAGGAGAGGACAACGCCGUCAUACUCACAGAUGCCCGCUGCCUGCCAGGCACAGAAGGCGGGGGCUUGUUUGCGCUGAAGGACUCAGGCCGCCUGCGCCUCAUCGGGAUGAUCGUGUCGCCAUUUGGCUGGAAGGCCACCGAGUGGAUCGGCCUCACGCUGGUCUGCUCAGUCCAGCUGAUCUUCAGGAACGUGAUCCGAUGCGCCGACGCUCAAGAUCCGCUCCGAGAUGCCUGGCUUCAUCCCGCCGAGGUCCUCCCUACUCCAGAGUCUACGGCUGGGCCGUACCCGGUCGUGUGCUUGGUGGACAGCGGGCAGCAGUGGGGCUCGGGGGUGCUUGUGACCUCUGACCUGGUUCUAACCUGCCGACACGUAGUCAACGGGAAGUCCACUGUCACUAUGAAGUUCCACCACAGGGACAGAGGCCUCGAUGGUGUAGGUGAUGUCAUCUUUUCCACGAAAGCGUCGUCACCCUACGAUGUCGCCGUGGUCCAGUUGAGAGACCCCGUCCUGGACUUCACAGUCCCUCGAAUGGCUCAGAAGUUCCACCCAGGUGAAUGUCUCUUAGUGUUGGGUUACGGCGGCUUGGGUCGCAGGUGCGGUCCAUCCUGGACAUGCGGCAUCCUCUCCAAGGUCAUCAGCCUCCACCAUCAGCCCGUCAUGCUUCAGACCACAUGUGCAGUGCAAGCAGGGGCCAGCGGGGGCGCUGUGGUGCGGGCGUCCUCCGGAGAGUUGCUCGGCAUCGUGUCCAGCAACACGAGAGACACGGCCGCCAACGUCACCUACCCACACCUCAACUUCUCCAUCCCGCUCACCGUCCUGCAAGGAUUUUUACGCCGAUUUCAUCAGCAGGGAGACGUGACUGCGUUUAAAGCGCUGGACACCACGGAGGAAGAAGUCAGAAGGGUGUGGAGGCUACAGCACGCACAGAGUAAACUGUAGGUGGCGCUGUGUUGGAGAGAAAAAGGCAGGAUGCUCAAAACCUCCUCCGCCGUCUCCUCGCCUCCUUUCUCCUCCUCGUCUUCCCAUCCCACGGCGCUGCCAGAGUCGCCGGAAUAUGCGGCUUCGUCGUCUGCGGAUGGGGGGACACAGCAUUAGGUACGCCUGCUGAAGCGGAUGACCAGCACAUUGUCACGUGCACGCGUGUUCCAUUGAACAACGGCAUGAACGGAGUGAGCCCUUUUGUCAGUCACAGUCUCGGUGGGUGGAGGCGGGGCCGCCAGCAUACACACAGAGUGCAGACGAGUGUAACGUAGCAGAAAGUCAAUAGUAGACUGCCAUAUAAUGUUAUAUAUUUUUGUACUUUUUUCCAAGUAAUGUUAGUCUCGUUUAUCGUCCCACGCCGUGAAGCGAGUGUCAGAAAGCAUGAUAGCUAUCUUUUAUGGGAUGUAAUGAGAUGGGGCCUGCAGCGCGCCGACGUUAUUGCAUUCCUUUCUCUUCGGCGUUGUCCUUCAGUCAACUUUGAAGACGAAGUUUGGCUAAUGAGAAAUGUUGCUAUCGCAGGCAGAAGGACGCUGAAAUGAGGGCACAAAGUUUGACUUUGUCCCGACUUCAAUUUGUUCCCGUGGCAGGAACAAUUCUUAUCAGGAGAAGGUUCCGUCUAAGCAGAGAACUCAUUUAUCCUAAGAAGACUUUCCUCACACUGACAAGCUUUCCAAUGCAAAUGAGUGAGAUGUCGGGGUGUGGGGGUGCUGGCGGUUGGGCCACGGAACUCACCGCAAUCCGGUUUGCCACGAAUCCUGGAGCCGGCGACUUCUCCUCCGUAUUGGUCCACGCACCAGCACUCUCCCCUGUCACACUGCAGCUUCCUGUAGAAGCCAUCCUCAUCGCAGUUUGGGAUGAAGCGACCUGACACACACACACACACACACACACACACACACACCCAUCAUGCCAUUGACAUAUUCAUGGAUUCAUGUUUGUAUUCAUGGAUGAGUGCAACAUGCUGCACACGUGACACUGGGAGGCACGCGUGUGUGCUGCUAGGGAAUGUUCUGCUGUGGAAAGCUUACAUGCGUAGAAAUCAAUGCUAGUGGACAACCACAACAUCCUCCAGUUGUUUUUCUAGAAAAAAAUAUUACUAGCAUUUUCGGGUAAAUUUACAGUUUUUUUUAACCCCUCUAAAUAUGAACUCCUUCAAUACCAAAGGCGUAGUUACACGUUUUUGUAAUCCCGAACGCCUGAUGUAUUGUCUUUUACAUUUUUUUGCACGAGAGGUGCAAAAAGAGGUGAUUGACGCAACUCUCCACUGAUGGAUUUCACUUGAGAGCAAGUUCAAGCCAUUAAAAACGGCAGAAGUGCGUUUGAUGAGAGCUCGGCAAAGAUCAUGUGGACGGAAAACUCACACGACAGGCAGGAGGGAGUGAGGAGUGCAGCGUGCAGAUGUUUGCGCAUUGUAGGGAAAUUUUAAUGUACGCGCACACGCGUGCGCACACAUGCACACACACAUUUUAGUUUCAAAUGCGAAAAUUGUAAAUAGUUAACAAUGUUAUAUUCGUAAAUAAAUUGUUAUUUUGAUGUAACAACAACCCUUGUUUGUGUUGUUUAUGUUGGUAUCGUUAAAGUGAAAAGUGAAAGUUAUGCUUGAAAUGUAUCUUUUCACAAAAAGUUGUUUUCUCCCUUUUUUAGUCAGGAACUGAUAUUUUCCUGAAACUUACCUAUGUUGUACUGCUGAUUAGUAAAGAACAGAAAAAGGUAGAAACUAAGUUUUUUUUCCUGACGAAAGACGGGAGUCUAAUGCUUCCUUUGGUCGUUUCCAUGUUUGUAUCCUGUAGCCGUACAACACAAUAUUCUGUGAGCCCUGAAAGAUCAGUGAAAAUGGUCUAAAAUGGCCGCCACUGAAGUUGUCAAAUUACAAUCUCUAAAUGCUUUUUUCCUCAACAUUCAUGUCGUGUUUUCAUUAAAGGAUAACUUUUUCUUGCAAAAUGUGUUUUUUUUCUUGAAAUAUUACAAGAUUAUCAAGCAUUUGCAACCUUUUUCUGAUAUUAGUUACAAAUAUUUAAAUAGGAAUCAUUCAAUAUGAAAAUUUGCAAUUUCUCUUGUAAUAUGCUUUUGUUGAAGGUGUGAUUUUCUCUAACCUCAUAAAGUUGUAAGUAAUAAAUUUUUUCCUCAUAAUUUUAUUCACAAAAUGACAUUCUUGAAAGAUUUUGAACUUUUUUCUGAUGUUUUCUUCUAACGUUAUUCUCGUGGUGUAGUGAUGAUUCCCCCCCCAUAUGCCAUUCUUUUUAUGAAGUUGGGAUUUGUUUUCACAAUAUUAGGCCUUUAUUCUUGAAAGAUUUACACAUUUUUUUCUUGCACUAAUGCUUGUAAUUGUAAUUUUUUUUCAGAAUCUUGGCCUUUGUCCUUGUAAAAAAAAAAAAAAAAAAGUAAUUCAUGGCUUUGGUUUAGUAAAAUUUGCCUUUAUUCUGAAAAAUUAGAUUUUUUUUCCCCAUUCGCAUAAAAUUCAGAUUUUUUUUGAAAAAAAUACAAACAAAUUACGAGAAUGAAGUCACAAUUUAUGAGGAAAAAAGUCAUAAAUCUAUGAGAAAAAGUCAUAAUAUGACCUUUGGCCAAGGCCAGAGGUCACAUAAACCCCCCGUUUUCAUAGCUGUCUCAGGCAAUGCCUGUUACAACAGAGACUUAAAAUAAUCGGAGAAUAAAGAAAAUACUCGUAAUAUUACGAGAAUAAAGUUGUACAUUUUAGGAGAAGAACUUGUAAGUUUAUGUUCCAGGCACUGCCUGAGACAGCUAUGAAAAGGGGGGGCUAUUGUGGCGGCGUUGGCCUUGGCCAUGUGGAGGGGCGGCGUGAGGAAGGCGGAAGUGAGAAGGCGUGCAUGCUAAUCUGUUUGUGCUCACCUGCUGUGUUUUGCUGCCACGUUAUAAAUAAAAGCUUGCCUGAAGCAAGAAGAAC
Dunckerocampus dactyliophorus (ringed pipefish) is the source of this 4884-nucleotide messenger RNA. It is a transcript of the gene tysnd1, whose product is annotated as trypsin like peroxisomal matrix peptidase 1. Lineage: Eukaryota; Metazoa; Chordata; Actinopteri; Syngnathiformes; Syngnathidae. Gene Ontology annotation, cellular component: peroxisome. The record is from RefSeq and is a predicted model, not a curated record. The transcript is spliced from 5 exons. Gene Ontology annotation, biological process: protein processing; regulation of fatty acid beta-oxidation. Gene Ontology annotation, molecular function: serine-type endopeptidase activity. The coding region runs from base 360 to 1937 and encodes 525 amino acids.